AUGGGGCUUGAUGUUCCUAGAAACACCCAUAAUCAAUUUGGGUCAAAUGUCACUCUAGUAAACGUGGACAUGUUUCCUGGCCUCAACACUCUAGGGAUAGCGUUGGCUCGUGUUGACUAUGCACCAUAUGGCCUAAAUCCUCCCCACAUUCACCCUCGUGCCACCGAGCUUUUGACAGUCAUAGAGGGUACACUUCUAGUUGGCUUUGUCACAUCCAAUCCUAAUAAUCGGCGUGUAUUUCCAAUGGGUCUCAUCCACUUUCAGUUCAAUAUAGGAGAGACCAAUUCCGUUGCAUUUUCUAGUCUCGAUAGCCAAAAUCCUGGGCUUAUCACAAUAGCAAAUGCAACUUUUGGAUCUAAUCCUCCUAUCAAUCCUUAUGUUCUUGCCAAGGCAUUCCAACUCGACAAAAGUGUGAUGAAUUAUCUUCAACAAAAAAUCUAG
This is a messenger RNA of Quercus lobata, 441 nucleotides long. Its product is annotated as germin-like protein subfamily 1 member 20. The coding region runs from base 1 to 441 and encodes 146 amino acids. The transcript has a single exon. The record is from RefSeq and is a predicted model, not a curated record. Lineage: Eukaryota; Viridiplantae; Streptophyta; Magnoliopsida; Fagales; Fagaceae. Gene Ontology annotation, molecular function: manganese ion binding.